GUUGUCAAAAGCAGCAGACGUAGCUAACCUCUUGCACGGCCAUCGGCUAUAGCUUUGUACGUGAAGUUAAGUUUGGGUAUAUUUGUUAUUAUCAGCGACAAUACUAGGGAAAUGUUUGGGUACAUCUGGCAGUAUGUCUACACGUCCUUCCUGAGAUACUGGCUGAAGUGGCUCAUCAGACAGGCUACGGGGAAAUGUGAGCUGCAGAGAAUAUGCUCCGGAUACAAGCCAGGAGCAACCAGGACGAUGAAAGCAGAGUUCUCCCUGAAGUCUUCAAAAAGCAAGGUUUUAAGAGGUGCGUUGGAGACCAAAAAGGAUGAUUUAGAACAAUGUGUGAAUCAAAUUAUGAAAGAGAAGAACGUCAAACCCCAGAAAAGUCCCAUGUUCAAGGAGAGCCUACACAUCUGUUUGUUGCAGAUAACAGGAUACAACAGUCUGUAUAUUUCUGUGGAAGACUUGAGAAAGGUAGUCUUCAGCUCAGAGAACCAAGAACAUGAGGCCAUGCUGUUGAAGCUUUGGGACCUGUUGAUGCCAACAGUCAAACUGGAGUCGAGGAUAACCAAACAGUGGGGAGACAUCGGUUUCCAAGGAGACGACCCCAAGACCGACUUCAGAGGAAUGGGGCUGCUGGGCCUAAUCAACCUUGUUUUUUUCAGUGAAAACUACACAGAGGAAGCGCGUCAGGUUUUGUCUCAUGCAAACCAUCCUAAACUUGGGUAUUCAUAUGCUAUAGUUGGGAUCAACUUGACAGAAAUGGCGUACAGCCUCCUGAAGAGUGGUGCUUUGAAACCGCAUUUCUACAAUACAGUACUCGGCACACCUGAGCUCAGGCACUUUCAUCAGCUAUACUGUUAUCUGGCGUAUGAAUUUGAUAAAUUCUGGGUGGCAGAAGAACCAGAAAGCAUCAUGGAGUUCAAUCAGUACAGAGAAAAAUUCCAUAAUAUAGUCAAGACACAUCUACAGGACCCUGAUGUGUCCCUCAUACUGACUGACACACUCGCUAAAAACUAAUAUUGUUCAGGAAUAAUAUCCCCUGACCUCUCUGUGACCCCCUGAUGUUGUUUGAUCAGGUAGAAGGAAGCAGCGCUGCUCGCCAAACACAAACGAGCUGAUCGAAUCCCUCAUGUUCCUCAAAAAUUCAAACCGAUAAACGUUCUUGUAUUUGGUUUUGUGAUACAUUAGCCAUGCUCAGUUCAUGUUGUCACAGUGAUACUGAAGGGGAAACUAAAAUAUAGCACAAAUCUACCACCCUAUACCUCAAAUAUCACCAUUCCAGUGGUUAAUUGUCCUUCAAUAAAGGGGAAACUAGAGCUGUAAGCGAGGACGGGUCUGAGUGUUAAGCACUUUCAGUCAGCAAGCAGCCAAAUUGUUGCAGUUUAAAGGCAGUUGUAGAAAAGUGGGUGAUUAACCACGGUACUUUUAGCUGUCUUGUUUGUAUUUAUGUAAAUGAGGCUCAUAGUUGUCCUGCUCAGGAAUUUGAUAUUUAUGUCCAGAGACCAUGAAUUAAACUUAAUGUAAGGAGUAAUUUCCAGUUUCAGACGCUCCGUUGUGAUCAUCUUAAAAUGUGUGCUUGGUUAAUGUUUCCCCGCUGACACGAUUAAUACAGCCUGUAUUAUGUAAUAUAGGAGAUGUCAAAAUGCUUAUUUGCCUCCUUUUCCAUAUAUUUGUAUGUCUCAAGACUGAUGUUGCAUUUUCAUUACCGGUAAUUUUUUUAAAUGCUGGGAUUUGCUUUUGAGAAAGGUAUGUAAUGACUAACACA
Scomber scombrus (Atlantic mackerel) is the source of this 1759-nucleotide messenger RNA. It is a transcript of the gene elmod2, whose product is annotated as ELMO/CED-12 domain containing 2. NCBI's taxonomy places the organism in Eukaryota, Metazoa, Chordata, Actinopteri, Scombriformes, Scombridae. The transcript has 9 exons. Bases 112 to 1011 code for a protein of 299 amino acids. Gene Ontology annotation, cellular component: membrane. The record is from RefSeq and is a predicted model, not a curated record. Gene Ontology annotation, molecular function: GTPase activator activity.